UACAGCAAAUGUUCUUUAAAUGUUUCUUUUCCAAGUCCGAUGGGAGACAGACGAGAGGCAGAGCGCAUGCGCGCGGUGCCGUCGCUCGGUCCGAUGACACCGCGGCUCAGCUCGGGCUUAAAGCAGGAAGCGGUCCGGUUCGGCUCCGCGAAGGGCCUCGGUCCCAGCACAUGCUUGUUGCACACCAGCCCUGAGAAGUUCUUCAUCGAGGCCUGCGAUGACGGGGCGGAUGCCGUGCUGACCAUCGACAGGCUCUCAAACGAGAUGACCCUCACAGGUAGGAAAGGCCUCCCCCCCUCAACGGUCACCAGGCCCAUAUGUGGCAUCAUGGGAACCGUGCGCCUGGUAGCAGGGAUGUACCUGAUAGUCAUCACCAGGAAGAGGAACGUGGGGAGCUUCCUGGGGCACGCUGUGUGGAAGGCUGUGGAUUUUGACGUGAUCUCUUAUAAGAAGACGCUGCUGCAUCUCUCAGAGGUCCAGACUCAGGAGAAUAAGACCUUCCUGUCCAUGAUAAACAACGUACUGAUGACGGACGGCUUCUACUUCUGCACUGACUACGACCUGACACACACUCUGCAGCGGCUGGCCAACACCAGCCCUGACUUCCACGAGAUGAGCCUGCUGGAGAGGGCGGAUCAGAGGUUUGUGUGGAACGGGAACCUUCUGAGAGAGCUGUCUGCACAGCCAGAGCUCCAUAGGUUUGCUCUUCCAGUUGUCCACGGCUUCAUCGUCAUGAAGCCAUGUCGUAUAAACGGAAAGAUCUUUGAGUGGAUCCUCAUAUCCAGGAGGAGCUGCUUCCGGGCCGGCGUCAGAUACUACGUGAGAGGCAUCGACUCUGAAGGCCAUGCUGCCAACUUUGUGGAGACGGAGCAGAUCGUUCUGUAUGAGGGAGCCAGGGCGUCAUUCAUACAGACACGAGGCUCCAUCCCCUUUUACUGGAGUCAGAGGCCCAACCUGAAGUACAAACCCAAACCUGUCAUUACCAAAACCACUAAUCACAUGGAUGGUUUCCAGAGGCACUUUGACUCUCAGCUUCUGGUCUACGGCAAGCAAACCAUUCUGAAUCUGGUGAACCAGAAGGGCUCAGAGAAGCCACUAGAGCAGGCCUUUGCCAAGAUGGUGUCUGACAUGGACCACGCUAUGCUCAACUACGUUGCCUUUGACUUCCACAAAGAGUGCAGCCACAUGAGGUGGGACCGCCUGCAGAUCCUAGUGGAUAACGUCGCUGAGACACAAGAGCAAUACAGUUACUUCAUGGUGAGCCCAGAGGGGAAACCGUUGGCCCAACAGAGUGGACUGUUCCGCAGUAACUGCAUGGACUGCCUGGACAGGACCAACGUCAUCCAGAGCCUGCUGGCCCGGCGCUCCCUUCAGUCCCAGCUGCAGAGGAUGGGCGUUCUCAAUGUGGGUCAGCGGAUUGAAGAGCAAGCCGAGUUUGAGAAGAUCUACAGGAAUGCAUGGGCCGACAACGCCAACGCAUGCGCCGUACAGUACGCAGGAACUGGCGCCCUGAAAACUGACUUCACGAGGACGGGGAAGAGGACCAGGUGGGGGCUUCUGAUGGACGGCUGGAACUCCGUCAUCCGCUACUACAAAAACAACUUCUCUGAUGGAUUCAGACAGGAUUCCAUUGACCUGUUUCUGGGUAACUUCGCCGUCGAUGGGUCUGAUGCCCCCACUCCUCUUCGUGUGCAGAAGGACUGGAAGUUCUUCACGCUGCCCAUCAUUAUGCUGGUGGCGUUUUCCAUGUGCAUCAUCUGUCUCCUCAUGGCCGGGGACACGUGGACGGAGACCCUGGCCUAUGUGCUGUUCUGGGGGGCUGCUAGCGCCAUCACAGCCACCAUCAUCCUUUUCAACGGCCAAGACUUUGUCGACGCCCCCAAACUGGUUCACAAGGAGAAGAUGGACUGAGCGUGUGUGUGUGUGUGUGUGUGUGUGUGUGUACGUGGACUCAGAUUGCUCAGGUCUGGACUCUGGACGGAUCUGCUGUCUCCAACACAUGUAGCCUCUCCACUUGUUGGGUUUGUUGGCUCUGUUCACGUACUGUACCUGAGGAGGGGUUUGUGGUUCGCACUUUACUUUUCUUUAAAAACACUUCUUCUCAUUUUUCUAUUCCUUCACCGUUCUGCAAAUAAUACAUGUAAUAAUGUGACAGCAGGCUUACUCCCACACAGGGGUCCCACCUCCUUCUGGGGGACGUUUGGUGGAGCUGUGCUGAAAAUGUCAUGUCAUCAAACUCUACCGACCAAUAGAAACGGCGGAGGUUGUUAGACGUCCCGCCCUUUUUCCCUUGUAGGCAGAACCAAGCUGAAAGUGUGUGAGGUUAAUUGGGUGAAGACCUUUUGUUUGGUGGAGGGUUCUUCUUCUCUCUAAACAGGUCAUUUAUUACACAUACUAUGUAUCUGGCUGAUGGAUGGAGCACGCUGUGCAAUAUGUGGACUUCUGAAUGUAACAAACCUUACAAACUCAAUGGAAUCUGAAUAUUUGGCUCGACUGUGUGGACAAUAUGUCUUCGUAUGAAGCUAACGUGACUGGUGUCCAUGAUAAUGUGGCCCUCUGCAGAACCAUGCAAUGUGCUGCCUGCUUCCGUUGUCCACGGUGAGCGUUGCUACCUGCUAACUAACCUCAGCCUGCACCUUCAAUUAGGCCGGAGAUCCAAACGGGCGCAGUCCGCUGCUUGGUGAGGUAGAACCUAAUUAAUGGUAAUAAGAAAGGAAUCAUUUGUCAUUAGUUUGCUGUUUGGGUCCCCAGCAGGCCGACGAGCUGUCGGCGUCUCAAUUCUUCAUUGUGGCUUGAAUUGUGAUAUGAGCUGUAGUGAUCACCUGCUCCGUCUCCUUCUGUUGACGCUUUAUGGCGUUUCAUCAGGAAAAGGGCCCACGAACAAUGUUGUUCUUUCUGAUAUCUCUAACUACUAGUGGGAUACUGUAUCUUAAUAAUAAUUAUGUGGUGGUGAAUUCCAAAUACUCUUUGUUGAGCUGAUCGUUAGUGAUUUAAAUUGUCUCCUCUGUGGUUCAGUUUCGUCUUCGUGUUCCUUUGGUCCAGAGGAGCAGCCUUCCUUUCCUGCCCCUCUGCAGAGAACACAAGUCAGAUGCUUAUUGCUUAUUCAGAUUGAGCCCCCCAUGGUGGUCUUUGGUCCCCCGGCCGCCUUAUUCUGUUUGUUUCACAGGCAGGAUGUGUGCGGUUAGUCGUCCCCAAUGUGCUUCUCAUCAUUCCUGCUCUGUGAACAUCACAUCAUGGUCGUUAGGGGAGUUAUUGAUUGUAUGUUAACUUUAGUAAAAUGUUGAUUCAUUCUGAGCAGAACUAUGCAACUUUGUGUAGCUGUGUAGGUCCACUUACUCCCAAAAAGUAGCCAGAAGUACAGAAGAAAAUAUGAACUUGAGGAAAUAAAGUAAGUUUUUACUUACUUUAAAGUAAGUGGAGCUCAGCGGCAUCAUGUGUCCAUGUGUCCAUGUACAUGCAGAGAUCCAGGAUGCUCGGCCAUGUUACCACCACCAUGUUCUGCAGGUUUCACAGUACUUUGGGUUUUUUCUUGUAUGUAAUCAUUAAAUCUCUAAUGUGUUUUUUGUGUAUAAGUUUAGCUUGUAAACACAACAGGGGGACCAGUAACAAGUUGCUCCACUGAGGUGUACUGCACACUUCACUACAACAGCAGUGAUUUGCUUUCUUUUGCCAUGUGUUGAUUCUUCAUUUAAGGAAAUAAAGUAAAAGGCUGGGAACCACCGGGCCUCGUUCCUCGGCCA
Messenger RNA from Gasterosteus aculeatus aculeatus (three-spined stickleback), 3740 nucleotides. NCBI's taxonomy places the organism in Eukaryota, Metazoa, Chordata, Actinopteri, Perciformes, Gasterosteidae. The record is from RefSeq and is a predicted model, not a curated record.